Molecule: messenger RNA, 2420 nt
Organism: Lathyrus oleraceus (garden pea)
Lineage: Eukaryota; Viridiplantae; Streptophyta; Magnoliopsida; Fabales; Fabaceae
Product: filament-like plant protein
Exons: 6
Coding region: 274-2217 (647 amino acids)
Source: RefSeq, a predicted model, not a curated record
UUUAUUAUGAAUUAUGAAUUAUAAAUUAUGAAUGUUCCGAUGCUGUUUCUUUGAACUCUCUGAAAAAUUCCUCUGACAUAACAUUCUCCGAUCUUCGUUUUCGUUCUCUGCAAUGCAUUUUUCAUACACCGGAAAGUAAGGAUGAUAUUAAUAACAAUAAAGAGUGAGGGUGAUCUUUAUUCAAAGGACUAUCCUUAUUUGGGAAGCUUCACUACUUGUGUAAAAUGGAGGUGAAAUCAUUUUGAGUGGUGGUGGUUUUCGGUUGUGUUGCUGAUGGACCGGAGGAGUUGGUUGUGGCGGAGGAAGUCGUCGGAGAAAAGUCCAGGCGAAACGGAGAGUUCAGGAUCAGUAUCGUCUCUCUCAGAAAGAUUUUCUGAUGAUCAGGUGUAUCCAAGCCAAGCUACUCUAUCACCGGAGGUCACAUCGAAGGUUGCACCAAAUGAAGAAGUUAGUACACCGAAGAAAUAUAAAGAAGGAGUUAUUGACAUGAAGACUCUUACAAACGAAUUAGCCGCAGCUCUGCUAGAUAUUAGUGCCAAAGAAGACUUGGUAAAGCAGCAUUCUAAAGUCGCUGAAGAAGCGGUUGAAGGCUGGGAGAAGGCUGAAAAUGAAGUGUCGUCUUUAAAACAACAACUUGAUGCUGCGAGGCAUAAGAACUCGGGUCUGGAAGACCGAGUUAGUCACCUUGAUGGAGCACUCAAAGAAUGUAUGAGGCAGCUUCGCCAAGCUAGAGAAGUGCAAGAGGAAAAGAUCCAUGAAACUGUUGCGAAUAACUCUCAUGACUUGGACUCUAGAAGAUUCGAACUCGAGAGGAAAGUUGCUGAACUUGAGGCUCAACUUCAAACAUCAAAAACAGAUGCUGCUGCAUCUAUUCGUUCCGAUCUUCACAGGAGACUCGAGGCUAUGGAGAAGGAGAAUUUGAGUCUUCAGCUUGAGCUACAAUCUCGACUUGAGGAACUAGAAUUCAGGAUUGCAGAGAGAGAUUUGAGUGCCCAAGCUGCCGAAACAGCUAGUAAGCAGCAUUUGGAGAGCAUCAAGAAGGUUGCUAAGCUUGAAGCCGAGUGCCGUAGACUGAGAGCCAUGACUCGUAAAACAUUUAACGUGAAUGACAGCAGGUCUUGGACUGCGUCUUCCGUUUAUAUCGAGUCUUUCACAGAUAGUGUGUCAGAUGGCGGAGAGAUGAAUGAAUAUGAACCGAGCUGUUCUGACUCGUGUUCAUCUGCUUUGAUUAAUGAGCUUGAUCAAUUCAAGAAUAAAAAGACUACCGGAAAAAAUCAUAUCGCGACUUCAACUGGGAUAAAUCUCAUGGAUGAUUUCCUUGAGAUGGAAAGGCUUGCUGCGUUGCCUGAUACAGAAAGCGGAAGCCAUUAUGCUAAGGAAGGACUAGGAUCAGAUCAAUCUAUUGUUGGUCAGGGUACAAUAGAAGCCGAAGUGGAAGCUAUGACACAAAAGAAUGCCGAGUUGGAAAAGAAGCUGGAGAAAAUGGAGGCAGAUAAACUCGAGGUAGAGAUGAGUUUAGCCGAGUGCCAAAUGCAGCUCGAGACAUCAGAGAGUCGGAUAAGGGCGGCAGAGUUAAAGGUAGAAGAGCUUCAAACUCAGUUAGCUCUAGCGAACAAGUCUAAUCAAGAAGCAUAUGAAGAACUCAAAGAAACCAAGACCAAGAAGGAGAUAGUUGAGUCAAAACUCAAACUUGCUCAAACCGAGGUAAAAGAACUGAUUUCAAAAGUCCAUUCGUUGGAGGAAGAGAUUCAGAACGAGCGAGCUUUGUCUGCUGAGAAUUCGAUCAAGAGCAGGAAGUUGGAAGACGAGCUUUCAAAAAUGAAGCACGAAGCUCAAGUUCAUCAAGACGCCAAGAAUUUGCACAAGGAAAAUGUUAAUCGCAAUUUGAAGUCAAAACAGGAUAAAGAACUUGCAUUGGCCACUAGUAAGUUUCUUGAGUGUCAAAAAACCAUUGCAUCUCUCGGAAAGCAGUUAAACUCGCUUGCAACCUUGGAGGAUUUUCUACUCGAUUCAGACAACAAACCUAUGGAGUUAACUUCUGAAGUUAUUAUUACACAAGUUCCUCAAAAUGGAGUUGAACAAUUGAAACUAAAUCACAGUGAUUUGAGUUUGUCUAAAAGAGAUUCAUUAAACUCAUCUAUUACUACUAAUGAGAAAAGCCGUAAUGGUUUCGGUAAGUUGAUACCAAGAAGCAAAAGUGUGAGCAAGAUUCGUUGAAAAUUUGUGUGAAAAGAAGGUGGAGAAAAGAUGAUAAGGCUGAGUUGUAAAUUUUGGUUUUGUUCAUUCUUAUCAGCUUUGGAUUUAAAGUGUAUGAAUUGAAUCCAAAGUUAUGUAUCUUCAUAAAUAGCAAUGUUUGAACUUUGAGGAAUAUUGAAAUGGUUACAAAACAAAAGUAUACAUAAAAAGUCCAAAUUCUAAAA